Messenger RNA from Neomonachus schauinslandi (Hawaiian monk seal), 482 nucleotides. Its product is annotated as 40S ribosomal protein S24-like. Gene Ontology annotation, molecular function: structural constituent of ribosome. The transcript has a single exon. Gene Ontology annotation, biological process: translation. Gene Ontology annotation, cellular component: ribosome. The record is from RefSeq and is a predicted model, not a curated record. Lineage: Eukaryota; Metazoa; Chordata; Mammalia; Carnivora; Phocidae. Bases 18 to 410 code for a protein of 130 amino acids.
GAAGCUAGGCCGCCAUCAUGAACGACACAGUAUCUAUCCGGACCAGGAAGUUCAUGACUAACCGACUACUUCAGCGGAAACAGAUGGUCAUUGAUGUUCUUCACCCCGGAAAGGCAACAGUACCUAAGACAGAAAUUCGGGAAAAACUAGCCAAAAUGUACAAGACCACACCAGAUGUCAUAUCUGUGUUUGGGUUCAUUUUUCUUUGCAUAAUCCAAGGAAUCAUAUAUCAUGCCAAAGCCGGUUGUCUUGCCACCACCAAAAUGGGUUCUGAAUCCAAACACAGACUUGCAAGACAUGGCCUGUACGAGAAGAAAAAGACAUCAAGAAAACAGCGAAAGGAACGCAAGAACAGAAUGAAGAAAGUCAGGGGGACUGCAAAAGCCAAUGUUGGUGCUGGCAAAAAGUGAGCUGGAGAUUGGACAACAGAAGGAGUAAAGAUGCUGCAGUGGCUUUAUCUGGUUGUGCAGAUUUUUCAUGAG